Molecule: messenger RNA, 2254 nt
Organism: Caenorhabditis sp. 36 PRJEB53466
Lineage: Eukaryota; Metazoa; Nematoda; Chromadorea; Rhabditida; Rhabditidae
Source: the annotation of a GenBank genome assembly
AUGAGGUUUGAUCGUUAGACGUUAGCUGAAUGGAGAAAACUGAAGAAGAACACGAGAACUGUGUAUGGCAGCUGCUAUUCUAUUCGCGAAGAAAGUUGUUAUGCCGCUUUUUCUGUACUCAAACAUUCCUUUCUUCUUCCCGGUCCAUUCAUGCGCAGCCAGUUUUCCUGUCUCUUCACUUAAUCACCAAAUUGCUUCCUGGUGGCGGUGUAAUGAUGCUAAUGCUUCAAAACUUCUUCGUUUGCCAAAUUUUGGGCGCUGAUAUUCCUUCUCACUUUCUAUCUUUCUCAGUUCGUCGACCUCAAUUCGAAAACAACGCCCUAGAAUAGGAUCGUAUCUCGCUAUCUGUCAGAUAAGAUACUCCUCUAAACCAUCUGAUGUUCCUCGAAGUGGACGAGGCGGCUAAUCGAUACCAAGCGCCUCCACCUCUUUCCACCUAUUUGCCAAGCAUUUUUGCCAACUGAUAGUUUUCUUAUCACACUUCCGUGUUCAAUUUCAUCACGUCCUCCCAAUAGUUUUUUGUUUUUCAGAAUGGCCCAAGAAACAAUGGAAGGGAGCAUCCCGAAGCGUCCCCUCAGAGUCUGGCAAACACCACUCAACAUCAGAGGAUCUGAAAAGAUCAUCUGUAAGUUUCUGGUCGCAAAUUCAAUCGAAAUGUAUCUAUUUCCAGAUAACCUCAAGCUCCAGUGCUUCAACUGUAUGCGCACAUUCGACGAUGAGGCAAGACUUGUGACUCACUUGAAGGCGUGUGCCAAACCAGACAAAGAAGAUGUCAACGUAAGUGUUAUCAUCUAAUAAAACGAAAUGAAGGAAUCGGCUGCAUUUAUGAGUUUCUAAUUUUGUCAAAAUUAUCAGUGUACGCACGUCGACGGGUGUACUUUGAUCAGUAAAAGCUCGCCAAACGGCAUCAAUAACCAAACGGACGAUGCGAGAUUUGGAUUGAGAUUGAGAUCUUGACGAAAAAAACGGCGUAGGCUGUCGGCCAACCUUGUGACCUGCCAUUACACCCCAUGUUCUAGUGUCGGCCACUUGCUAACCUCGUGAUUAUCUGCCUCCGUUCUGUUGGUAGCGAUGCUAGGGAUCGCCAAAUUUGACCAGGCCCCCACAUGGAUCCUUCACGUUCAUAUUUCAGUACAAUGUCCACUUGCACGCAAACCGAAUGGUCGCCUGCCAGAACCGUGUGGCCCUCUUCUGCGGCGCGUCGGAUCAGACGAUCGAAGUGAAGUGCAGACUUUGCGGAUUGGUUUGCGAGGAUGAGCCGAAACUCAGACGCCACAUCCACCGAUGCAAGAUCUUCCAUCCAGAGUUCGGCAUGUUCAUUGUAAGUUCAUUGUCCGUGACAAGGUCAUGUUGUGAGAAGAAGUGAGAAGAUGGGCGGAAAUUUUUAAAAUGACAUUCGGCAAGAUGCUAUCUGCCCGUCUUUGAGUGUUGAAACAUAGACUUGGAAGAUCUAGAGGACGGUCUCGAUUAAAAUGCCUAUCGGUGUCCCUGUCCGCUCCUCGAGGCCGACUGAACACUCACUCACCUAUCCUCUGACUUUAGACCUGUUUUAUUCUUCAUUUCCACUCCAACUUGAUCUUUUUUGCAGAGCAGACUCCAUCCCUUCUUCCACACCCUUCUCAUCUCGUACGAGACUCUGAACGGAUUGUUUCAGAAGUACGUAAUGGAUGAGACCAUCAUCCGGAUGAGAAAAGAAGCAAACGCACCGAUCCCCGAAGGCCAAAUUCCGACGCUCGAGCCAGUGAAUCUCAACUUUGACGCGCUCUCCGAACUAUUCAUUGAAAAGUAUCAGGAAUACAUCUUUGAAGUCAUCAACUUCACGAACGACGCGUUCAUUCGCUACCUGAGAAAGAUUGAUAUGCAGCACGAGAAUCAGGAAAAACCCGGAAGAACCGUCGACGGGCAGGACGAGGAAGUGGAGAGUGAAGUGGAGGAAGAUUCGAACGACGAGGAUGAGAACGAGGUUUGUACUGAAGAGGAUCUGGAGGCCGACGACGAGGACGAGAACAUUUCGGACGUGGAUGACGAGGAGCUGCCGGGAGAGGAGGUUUUGUACGAGGAAGGCGGCGUUGAAGACGUCAAUAUGGAGAAUCUUGAAGACGAGGACGAGGAUAUGGAGGAUGAAAGCGAUUGGGAAGGAUUCACGGAGGACGACGAGUUAUAUGAAGAUCAAUACCUCGAGGAGCCAGCCGUCGCCGAGCCGCAGCCAGAAGUCGAUACCGAUGACGAAAUAAUCGAUGUUGUGGGGUUGUAA